AUGCAUCUAAAAGUCUCGCCUUUACGGUUGUUGCUGUUACAGCUCUUACCUGUCUACCGGGUCUAUGGCCAAUCGACAGCUCUAUUUACAUCUUUCACCACUGAAAUUAUUUUAACGACGGAAACUAUUUUCGGUACAGUGACGGUGGACUGUAAUGGCGCACCUAUAGGGACUUCUUUAGUCUCAAACAGCGAUACAAGUACAGGGCCACCAGGCGUGGCUACCGAGACUGUUAUUGAAACGGUUUCUGAAGGCACUCGAACUCAAACUCAGACUAUACCCUCAACUAUUACGAUUACAGACAGUGUUACGACCACCGCCCAAGGUGCUGCCACUGACGUAGCGAUAUCAGCAGGAGUCCCCUUCGCCCUUAACAUUUUCGGGCCGGGUGAUAUCUCUCUCGCAGCAGUUGUAGAUUCAAACGGUGUUGUCGAUCUCGUUGAUGCCUCGACGGCCACGGGUGACGCUACCCCUGUCUAUAUUGACGACUUAGGCUUCAUCCGGUUACUCAAUUCUCAGGAUGAUGUUUUAUACUUCCCUGACCUGACCUUCCCCAAACUCUUCAAGCGUCAGGGUACAAACGGGAAGGCUGCAACGAAGCCAGAAUCCCAAUUAACAACUUCGGAUACCCCAGGGAAUUUCUCGGCAUCGGUAUCUAAUAUUGUACUGAAGCACGACGGUACAAAUGUAGGACUUUACUUUGAUGGUGCGAUUAAUGGCCGCAGAGGAUUUUUCGGUGUUCCUUCUGGACAGACACCUGCUAGCAGCCUUACAUCUGGGACAGUCAAGGGGAGUGUCGUAUCUACCUCGGUCUCGGCCACUAAGGGAAUAAGUACUGCAGCAAGCGCUGCUACGACUGGGAUUGAUGCAAUAAUCACUUCCUAUUCGAGCUUUUGCCAGGCUUAUCUCAGUUUAGCCCCUACGACAACGCAGGGUUCUACAACAACGGUGCCUUCGACUAUCCUCAUUUCGACUAAUUUCAGUAAUACUACAGUUUCUAGUCCGGGACCUCUGGAGAGUACUCAGACUAAAACACCAGAAACAACUGUGUCUACAGUUGGUACCUUUGAAACUUGGUCUACACCAGUAGGAGAGCGCCGCAAAAAGAGACAGGCCUCGACUUCGACAAGUUCGACGGCUUCUACUAACUCUACAGAGUCUACAGCAUCCACGAAUUCAACAGCUUCUAUUACAUCCUCAAGCACCGUGCUUGCGACACCAGAGGCUCUACAACCCUAUGCCUCAGACGUAAUCAGCUCGGCAUGCAAAGCCAGGAUCACCUAUACUGGUCUAAUCUCCACAUCUCUUUUCUAUGUGUCCCAAGGAACGGAGACAAGCACUACAGAUGUUGGCGAAACAAGUACUAUCUACGGCCCUGCUAGUUCCACAAUCACAGAAACCCAAACCGGAACUACAGUCCCAGUUACAGCGACAAUAGUGGCCACAGCUGUCCCCCAGCCGACACCAAUGUCUUUGUGUAGAAUUGGAACUGGGUCUAACAUCUGCUGGGAGCUAAAAUAUACGCAAACCACCAAUUCAAGCACUGAUCCUUUGAGAAUUUGGUUUAGCGAUACCUCUAGAGAGCUUAUGAUUGAUAUCCCACUUUUCACUCUAGAUGAGUAUGGUCGGCUGACAUACACUCAUCCGGCUACAAAUAUAAAACUCUAUGCUGCCCUACCGAAGGGAAAUCCUACGGAAGGCCACGCCUUGACAUUUGUCACCCCACAGUUCAAAAUCGCCAAUAGCUUUGGUUACGUAAAGUGGUUCUGGGACUCCGGAAAUAACAAUAAGCUAAUACUCGACCCUGAUAACGAUCAGAUAAUUAAUUCUGGUGAGACGCCUCCGACUGGUAUUGGUCAAUGUUUCUACAAUUCCCCGAAUCCGAGUCCUGCCCCACAAUACAGUUAUAUGGCGGUUGGUCCUGCUCCAAGUGAGGUUUAUAGUCUCAGUACUACAGUACAGAACUGCUUCAUGGGAUUGGUUUUUGGAUUUAGGGCGUAG
Messenger RNA from Orbilia oligospora ATCC 24927, 2001 nucleotides. RefSeq lists its product as uncharacterized. Lineage: Eukaryota; Fungi; Ascomycota; Orbiliomycetes; Orbiliales; Orbiliaceae. The coding region runs from base 1 to 2001 and encodes 666 amino acids. The record is from RefSeq and is a predicted model, not a curated record. The transcript has a single exon.